CACUGUGUCACGGGCAGGGCGGCUCUCCAGGCUGCAGCAGGUAGACCCCCAGAGGGGAAGGACAUCUGGGCCAGGCUGCUCCCUGAACAGCAUGGAAAGGAGCCAUCCCUGAAGCAGGAUUGCCUUUGAGCUGGCAGCAGACGAGUGAUUGGCAUUGGGCAGCGCUGCUGAGACUCUGGCAGACCGUUUAGCAGAGAACCUUGGCUAAUGAAUGUCAUCCACACCUAGCAGAUGUGCCACUGCCUGCCAUGCCAGAUUUUUGACAUAAUACAGGGCUGCUGGACACGACAGUGCUCGGGAAAAGCCAGGGAGCGACUCGUGCCUUCAACGUGGUGUUUGGUCCCGCUCGUGCUCUGCAAGAGAAACGAAACCUGCAGGGGGGGAGGGAAGCACAUCGGCGUCUCCCGGUCCUCGACCCUGGUUUUAUCGAUACAGAUAUACAAGGCAAACCAAAGGUUUCGGCUGCUAUUCAGUGCCUCUUCAUUUGUCCCAGAGCCGUAACAGUGGUGCCCUUUCUCUUCUGGCUGCUUUUCCCUGCUUCUGGAGCAGCAGUUAUGGGAGAAGCAGAUGGCCACUGAUUGGGGAUGGAGGACGCCGGCGUCCAGCGGGGAAUAUGGGACGGGGAUGCCAAGACGGUCCAGCAGUGCUUGACUGACAUUUUUACCAGCGUUUACACCACCUGCGACAUCCCGGAAAAUGCCAUUUUCGGCCCCUGCGUCCUGAGCCACACGUCCCUCUAUGACAGCAUCGCCUUUAUCGCCCUCAAAUCCACCGACAAGCGCACCGUCCCCUACAUAUUCCGGGUGGACACGUCGGCGGCCAACGGCUCGUCGGAGGGGCUGAUGUGGCUGCGGCUGGUGCAGUCGGCGCGGGAACGGGAGGAGCAGAACCUGGAGGCCUACAUCAAGAGCGGGCAGCUCUUUUAUCGCUCCCUGCGCCGCAUCGCCAAGGACGAGGAGCUGCUGGUGUGGUACGGGAAGGAGCUCACCGAGCUGCUGCUGCUCGGCCCGGCCCGGGCCCCCGCCCGCACCAACGGCUCGCCGCCCUUCGCCUGCCCCGAGUGCAGCCAGCGCUUCCAGUUCGAACUGCCCUUCGCCGCACACCUCCGGUUCCGCUGCCCCAAGAGGCUGCACGGCCCGGACACCGGCCCCGCCGCCGAGCCCGCCGGCGUCAAGGACGGCGCCGGCAAGGAGCAGGAGCCCGGCAAGUUCGGGAAGCCCGGCGGGCCGCCGCACCACCCCUUUCCCGGGCCCGACGGCGGCCCGGCCGCCAGCACCAAGCCCUCCACGGACUUCCACAACCUGGCGCGGGAGCUGGAGAACUCCCGCGGCGGGCGCGCCGGGUCCCCGGGGCGGCCGGCGCCCCCCGAGGGUGGCCCUGAGGCGGCGGCCGGGAAGGCGAAGCGGCGCUUCCCCGAGGAGGAAGAGCGCGGGCCCGGCGCGGCGCGGGGCCGCUUCCCGGCGGAGCGGCCGGGGCUGCCGGCGGCGCCCAAGGAGGAGCCGGGCUGCGCCCCGCAGCAGCAGUACCGCGCCGCCGGCUCCUACUGCGGGCUCGAGGAAGGCGGGCGCCUCUUCGCGCCUCCCAGCCCGGAGACCGGCGAGGCCAAGCGCAGCGCCUUCGUGGAGGUGAAGAAGGCGGCCCGCGGCCCCGAGCCCGACGGCGGCGCCGAAGAGGGCCCGGAGCGCAGCUCCCCGGGCGCGGGCGGCGCGGAGCCGGGCCUGUGCCCCCGCGGCGGUGCGGGGGGCCCGCUGGCCGCCCGCCUGGACGGUGGCAGCCCGGCGCGGGGCAGCGCCUUCAGCACGGUGCCGCAGCUCGGGGCCGGCCCCGGGGGCCCCGGCGGCGGCGGGGCCGAAGAGCGAAAGAGCGCCUUCUCGCAGCCCGCCCGCUCCUUCCCGCACGUCCCGCCGCUGGUGCUGGGUCCCAAGCUGGGCGCCCUGGGCGAGCCCUGCCCCGACGGCGCCGCCGCCCCCGCCCGCCUGUACGCCGCCGAGGCGCUGGCCGCCAAGCUGCCGGGCGGCGGGGAGGCGGCGGGCGGCGGCGGCGGCGGCGGGGGAGGGCUGCCCAAGCAAAGCCCCUUCCUCUACACCACGGCCUUCUGGCCCAAGAGCUCGGCGGCGGCGGCGGUGGCGGCGGCGGCGGCGGGGCCGCUGCAGCUGCAGCUGCCGUCGGCGCUGACGCUGCUGCCGCCGUCGUUCACCUCGCUGUGCCUGCCGGCUCAGAACUGGUGCGCCAAGUGCAACGCGUCCUUCCGCAUGACCUCGGACCUGGUCUACCACAUGCGCUCCCACCACAAGAAGGAAUACGCGCUGGAGCCCCUCGUCAAGCGCCGCCGCGAGGAGAAGCUCAAGUGCCCCAUCUGCAACGAGUCCUUCCGCGAGCGCCACCACCUCUCCCGCCACAUGACCUCCCACAACUAGCGGGGACAGCCCCACGGCCCCGGGACCCCCGCGCGGGGAACCCCCACGCCGCCCGCCUCUCCCGCCCUUCCCGUUCGAUGCACGCGUUUCCACUGUCCGGGGAGGGGCGGGGAGGGCAGCGGGUGAGGA
Messenger RNA from Hirundo rustica (Barn swallow), 2546 nucleotides. It is a transcript of the gene PRDM8, whose product is annotated as PR/SET domain 8. Gene Ontology annotation, molecular function: protein binding. The transcript has 6 exons. The record is from RefSeq and is a predicted model, not a curated record. Lineage: Eukaryota; Metazoa; Chordata; Aves; Passeriformes; Hirundinidae. Gene Ontology annotation, biological process: regulation of DNA-templated transcription. Gene Ontology annotation, cellular component: nucleus. Bases 585 to 2417 code for a protein of 610 amino acids.